Messenger RNA from Nilaparvata lugens (brown planthopper), 698 nucleotides. RefSeq names its product 60S acidic ribosomal protein P1 (gene RpLP1). The record is from RefSeq and is a predicted model, not a curated record. Gene Ontology annotation, cellular component: ribosome; cytosolic large ribosomal subunit. Gene Ontology annotation, biological process: cytoplasmic translation; translational elongation. Gene Ontology annotation, molecular function: structural constituent of ribosome; ribonucleoprotein complex binding; protein kinase activator activity. Lineage: Eukaryota; Metazoa; Arthropoda; Insecta; Hemiptera; Delphacidae.
CACGUGAAAUAAUGUGAUUUUGUUUUUAGCGAGUAAUAGUAAAAAAGCAUCACUCUAUGUCCAAUAUUGCUUUCGAAAAUUUAUACCUCGUGAGAUAAUGAAUAAUUUGGAAAUAAUAAAAAAACAAUUUAUGAUUUUCUCAUCAACAUUAUUUUGUAUUCAUAAGUUUUGAAUAUUAAUCAAAAGUUGAUUGAUUAGUGGAUUUAACAGUUGGUAGUUUGAGCUUAGAGCGAAUCCGUUUCCUUGGUUCAUUCAUAACCUACUACGUUUUCUUUUGAUCAUCGUUUUACAAGUGCUUGUUCUCUUGAAGAGCUAAGGCCGAAUUUGGCGACUUGCACGUAGUAAAACUAAUAAUAAUCCAUUUAAAAUGUCUAAAGCCGAACUUGCCUGUGUCUACUCAGCUCUCAUCCUCGCCGAUGACGAUGUUGCCGUAACUGGCGAGAAGAUCCAGACGAUCAUCAAGGCCGCGGGCGUUGAUGUGGAGCCAUACUGGUCGGGUCUGUUCGCCAAGGCUCUGGAGGGAGUCAGCGUGAAGGACCUGAUCACGAACGUGGGUGCCGGAGUGGGAGUCGCCCCUGCCGCAGGUGGAGCCGCCCCUGCUGCUGCUGGAGGCGCUGCCCCCGCCGCCAAGGAGGAGAAGAAGGAAGAGAAGAAGAAGGAGGAGAGCGAGAAUGAGUCUGACGACGACAUGGGCUUCG